Messenger RNA from Lineus longissimus, 1597 nucleotides. Its product is annotated as adhesion G-protein coupled receptor G4-like. Bases 76 to 1593 code for a protein of 505 amino acids. NCBI's taxonomy places the organism in Eukaryota, Metazoa, Nemertea, Pilidiophora, Heteronemertea, Lineidae. The transcript has 2 exons. The record is from RefSeq and is a predicted model, not a curated record.
AUUGCAUGAAAAUGAUAAUGGACUGAUUCACCUCGACGAAGUUCUCUUUCGAAUUCGAUGACACAGGGCUAGAGAAUGCCACCGAAGACGUCCAACAGAAAAGCCAGAUACCUUGUAUCUUCGGUCGCCCUAUGCUUGCUAUCCAUGUACCUGAUGAGCUCGUUCCUCUCUAUGGACUUCAAGAUAGUCGAACUUGUCUUCCAGAACGAGACCUACCACGUCGAAAAGGAGUUCAUAAAACAUCGUGGAGCAUACCCAAAGAUGGUUCGGAAACGAAGUACUACCACGCCGAAAUACGUCACUACGACGCCAUCGUCGACUUCAACGCCGCCAACGACAACACUGCUUACUACAAUAAUCUCGUCUACGACGACUAUCCCGUCCACGACGACUACGGCAACGACGACUACGACCUCAUCCAAAACAACCAAAACCAACAAACCGUCCACGCCAACUACAGUACACCAAUCGUCCACGACAACUCCGGCAACGACGACUAUGUCCUCUUUCACAACAACAAGUACCCAAAAACCGUCCACGCCGACUAGAGUACACCAAUCGUCAACUUCUGCUAAUCCGUCUCAAACUAAUAGUGCUACAACCGUCAGGAAAACUAGAACGACAAUUCAAUCAACGAGCAGAUCGCCUGCAACUGUUUCCGCCACAACUGCAAGAGUCACAACCGUCCACAAGCUGACUACAAAUGCCUUAACAGCUACUCCUACAACUACUGCCAAGACCGUGUCAUCCACAAGGACAGUGUCUACUGCUGAAUCCACAACCGUAAUAACACAAGCGCCAAAACCAACUAAGUCAAAGAUAACGGAUAAAAUGGUCUUAUCAUUCAAAACUCGAGAACUUUCGAAAAAAGACCAUGACAUUUUGAUUGAUUUAGUUAAAGUUUUUAUAGCCGUUGCUAAUGCGCACAACUGGACGUACUUCAUGUACGGCGGCACCACUAUCGGCUCCAUCCGCCAUCAUGGAUUUAUUCCUUGGGAUGAUGAUAUAGAUUUCUUAAUAAACACCACACAUGUUACAGAACUCAAAGAGGUGUUUAAGAAAAUGGAGCCAAAAUACACCGUUCAUGACAGAGGCAAUGAUCCAAUACUAAAACUAUUCUCAUCAGAUUCCUACAUCUGUCCCAGGAGUCAUUGCAAAUGGAAAUGGCCUUUCGUUGACUUGUGUUUCUUCACCGAAAAUAGUACUCAUAUCUGGGACACGAAUAAGUAUUUUAGCCAUCAGAAGCUUAGGAAAGCGGACACAUUCCCUGUUCAUUUAAGACCCUUUGAAGGUUUGUGGAUAAAAGCGCCGAAAAUUUCAUUACGAAUGAUACAGGUGAUAUACGGUGUUUCGGAUGUCUGUAAAACUCAUUCAUAUGCCCACGCCAAAGAAGUAAGUGGGCAAAAGGUCUAUAGCAUUACAUGUAAACGCUUAAAGGACGUCUAUCCAUUUGUAUUUAGGCGCUGGGUAGAUGGGAAAAUGGAAGAAACGUUGCGACUGGGGGAUGAGAUUUUAGACAUUCAACUCGUAGAGCACGAACUACCGUCCACGGUGACGAAACCUUACAGCACUUUACCAAUAAAUGGGUUUUGACCAC